Galeopterus variegatus (Sunda flying lemur) is the source of this 1660-nucleotide messenger RNA. Its product is annotated as tyrosine-protein kinase FRK. Gene Ontology annotation, biological process: innate immune response; protein phosphorylation; cell differentiation. The annotation marks the transcript as partial. Gene Ontology annotation, molecular function: signaling receptor binding; non-membrane spanning protein tyrosine kinase activity; ATP binding. The transcript has 6 exons. Gene Ontology annotation, cellular component: extrinsic component of cytoplasmic side of plasma membrane. NCBI's taxonomy places the organism in Eukaryota, Metazoa, Chordata, Mammalia, Dermoptera, Cynocephalidae. The record is from RefSeq and is a predicted model, not a curated record.
AACUUAUUUUGGGCUCCAGUUUUAGAUGAAGGAGUUGUGAAACACUACAGAAUCAGACAACUGGAUGAGGGGGGCUUUUUCCUUAGCCGGAGAAGAGCCUUUUCAACACUGAGUGAGUUUGUGAGCCACUACACCAGGACGAGUGAUGGCCUAUGUGUCAAGCUGGGAAAACCAUGCUUAAAGGUACAGGUCCCAGCUCCUUUUGAUUUGUCAUAUAAAACCGUGGACCAGUGGGAGAUAGACCGCAACUCCGUACAGCUUCUGAAGCGAUUGGGAUCUGGUCAGUUUGGCGAAGUAUGGGAAGGCCUGUGGAACAAUACAACUCCAGUGGCGGUCAAAACAUUAAAACCAGGUUCAAUGGAUCCAAAUGACUUCCUGAGGGAGGCACAGAUAAUGAAGAGCCUCAGACAUCCAAAGCUUAUCCAGCUUUACGCUGUUUGUACUUUAGAAGAUCCAAUUUAUAUUAUUACGGAGUUGAUGAGACAUGGAAGUCUGCAAGAAUAUCUCCAAAAUGAUGCUGGGUCAAAAAUCCAUCUGACUCAACAGGUAGACAUGGCGGCACAGGUUGCCUCUGGAAUGGCCUAUCUGGAGUCCCAGAACUACAUCCACAGAGAUCUGGCUGCCAGAAAUGUCCUUGUUGGUGAACAUAAUAUCUACAAAGUAGCAGAUUUUGGACUUGCAAGAGUUUUUAAGGUAGAUAAUGAAGAUAUCUAUGAAUCUACACACGAAAUAAGGCUGCCGGUGAAGUGGACUGCACCUGAAGCCAUUCGUACUAAUAAAUUCAGCAUUAAGUCUGAUGUAUGGUCAUUUGGAAUCCUUCUUUACGAAAUCAUUACUUAUGGUGAAAUGCCUUAUAGUGGUAAGACAGGUGCUGAGGUAAUCCAGUUGUUGGGUCAAAACUAUAGACUCCCACAACCAUCUAACUGUCCACAGAAAUUCUACAGCAUCAUGUUGGAGUGCUGGAAUGCAGAGCCUAAGGAACGACCAACAUUUGAGACACUGCACUGGAAACUUGAGGACUAUUUUGAAGCAGACUCUUUAUAUUCAGAUACAAAUAAUUCAUAAGAUGAACACUAAAUGAGCACACCAAAUAAUGAAGUAGCCAAAAUACUGAAUCAUCAGUCCAGAAAUACAACCUUAUCAACCAACUGCAAAAUCAAUUUAUUUUGACCUAUUCAAGUGAUAGGGUAAAUUUGACCAUGUCUUAUAAAAUAGAUUAUAUGUGCAUUUUAUUGACUGGGCAAUACUGCAGGACAGUCUAAGAUGAUAUAUCAUUUUCCCACUGCCUGGUAAAUCAAACACACAGAACAAAGUUACUUUUCUUUUUAAGAGAUACUUAAAUUUUUACUUAUUGUUUGAAAUGCCGAUCAAGAGAAUCAACAGAUGAUAGUCAAUUUUUACUCAGUGACUGUGAUAACAUUUUCCUGUUUACUGAUUAGGGUGGUUAUUCAUUAUUCCUUGAAUCGCUGAAUUCCAUCAGGCUCUUAUUAUGAAGGAAUCUGAUUGCUUUGCUGCACAGCAGGACCUGUGCUUUGAGAUUUUUCUUUUUCUCUUUUAAAAUAUCCUGUAACUACAAUGAUGGUAAAGCCAUGUUAAAUGACUUGAUUGUACUUGGAGUAAUUGCACAUAUUUUUUUCUAUGUAUAAAAAAAUGAAGCAGC